AACACAUUGUCAAUUACGCAAGUUCGCAUAAUUUGUAAAUAUUAAACAUGCUGUUCCUGCGGAAUCCAACCAAGAUAAUCACCCGGGCGGCGAGACUGCGACAACAUAGGCUGACCACUGCUCUGGUAGAGGGAAAACGCAACUAUGGACAGGCCAUGUUUCCAGGCGCCAGAGCAGCACCUUUCGUGAAUCAAUUAAAGUUGACGAUGCCGCAGGAUUAUGCGCCCAUUCCAAUUUAUCGUGUGUUGAAUCGCGAGGGGGAAAUAGCCGAUCCCACUCAGGAUCCACGACUUGGACAGGAGGUGGUGGAGAAAAUGUUUCGCGACAUGGUUCUCCUAAACACAAUGGAUAAAAUUCUGUAUGAAUCGCAGCGGCAGGGACGCAUCUCCUUUUACAUGACCAACUUUGGUGAGGAGGCUUCACAUAUUGGAAGCGCCGCUGCGCUGGAAUUGCGUGACAUUAUCUAUGGGCAGUAUCGUGAGGCAGGCGUUUUGGUCUGGCGUGGAUUUAAAAUAGAUCAGUUUAUUGAUCAGUGCUAUGGUAAUGAUGAGGACGUUGGACGUGGCAAGCAAAUGCCCGUGCAUUAUGGUUCAAAGGAGCUCAACUUUGUCACCAUCUCCAGUCCGUUAACCACACAAAUGCCUCAGGCAGUUGGAACUGCAUAUGCCUUGAAAUGCCGACCAAAAAAUGAUGCUUGUGUGGUUUGCUAUUUUGGUGAGGGCGCUGCAUCCGAGGGUGAUGCGCAUGCCGCCUUCAAUUUUGCGUCGACCUUAGACUGUCCUGUGAUUCUCUUCUGUAGAAAUAAUGGCUUUGCUAUAUCCACUCCCUCCCACGAGCAAUACAAUGGCGAUGGCAUCGCAGCACGUGGUCCAGCCUAUGGAAUUGCCACCAUUCGAUGCGAUGGCACCGAUGUAUUUGCUGUCUAUAACGCCAUGAAAGUGGCGCGUGAGUUUGUCCUGCGCGAGAAUAAGCCGAUUGUGCUUGAAGCUAUGGCAUAUCGUGUGGGCCAUCACUCCACAUCGGACGACAGUACCGCCUAUCGCCCGGCAGAUGAAAUUGAAGUAUGGAACUCGGUGGAGCACCCCAUAUCCAAGCUGAAGCGAUAUAUGGUGCACAAGGGCUGGUUCAAUGAGGCCAAAGAAAAUGAAUACGUCAAGGAUGUGCGCAAGCAGGUUCUGAAACAAAUCGCCGUAUCUGAAAAGAAACUUAAGCCCAAUUGGCGUGAAAUGUUCGAAGGGGUUUACGCUGAAAUGCCGACGCAUUUGCAGGAUCAGAUGAACGAGUUGGAGCAACAUGUGGAGGCCCAUAAGGAUAAUUAUCCGCUAAAGAACUUUAAACAUUAGAAACUAACAAGAGGUUCAAAUCUGGAGACAACAACUGAAAGACUCUAUCAAAAGUGCAUUUAUUAAGCUUAAGCUGUUAAUAUUCUAUGUAUUUGUCCAUGGGUUUAACCCAACGGGGUUUGUUAUAAAUAAUAUUGAUGAAGA
Molecule: messenger RNA, 1487 nt
Organism: Scaptodrosophila lebanonensis
Lineage: Eukaryota; Metazoa; Arthropoda; Insecta; Diptera; Drosophilidae
Gene: BckdhA
Product: 2-oxoisovalerate dehydrogenase subunit alpha, mitochondrial
Exons: 3
Coding region: 48-1343 (431 amino acids)
Biological process (GO): branched-chain amino acid catabolic process
Molecular function (GO): oxidoreductase activity, acting on the aldehyde or oxo group of donors, disulfide as acceptor
Source: RefSeq, a predicted model, not a curated record